AUGGGCCUUAACGGAGGAGCCGCGGCAUCGGUUGACGGCGGGCCGUGCGCGGGGUCGUGUGCGCAGGGGUACUCGGUGGACCUGGAGGCGCUGCGCGGGCGGCUGGAGGCGGCGGUGGAGCGGCGCGCGCGUGGCGAGCUGGUCGAGCGGGGGCCGCGGGGGGCGCGCGCAGAGAGCCCGGAGAGCGCCGAGAGCCCCCGCUCCGCGGCGCCCGCGCGCGCGCCCGCGCUGGGCCGCUUCGUGGGGCGAGUGCGCAAGGGCGCGCAGGCCCUCGCCUCCGCCACCGGAUUCCACAUACGCAAAAUUACAAGUCAGACCGACGUGUCCACCGAAGAAACAGAAAAGAAAGUACCCUCAAGAGACGAUGGACCGGGAAAUGAAGCUGCGAAGAAGAUUCCCAGCAGGCAACUCUUGUUAACUGAUGACCCUUCAUCCUCAAGGGCAGCUCCCCCGCCCUCGCAGAUGCUGUCACCGGAACCCCUGGAGGAAGUGGCGCCCCGCGGGGCGGCUUCGCUGCCGCGCGCCUCGCUCUUCCCCAGCUCCACGGAGGACGAGCGCAGCCCUUCGGCGUCGCCGCCAGUCCCGCUCGCCACGCUCGCCACGCUCGCCCCGCCCAUCAGCGUCCGCCCCCGCCCCAGCCCCCGCCUCUUCCCCCUCCUCGUCCGCGCCUUCCCCCUCCCCCUGCCCCCGCCCGCCCCCGUCCCCGCCAAGAAGAGGGUGCUCUUCGCGGAGCAGCACGCCGAGUACCUGCUAGAUAAAAGUAAUUCUUCAAAUUCCGGUGAUGCGAAUAUUCCUACUGCAAAUAUUCCUCAAACAGUUACGCAGCUCUCACGAUCCAACACCUCCAUCAACUCAGACACCAGCGAUGAUUGGGAUGAAGAUUCAGAGUGCGUUGCCGCAUUGCGAGGCCUGCAGAGCGGGAGGAAGACGGAGAGCAGAAGCACGCAAGGCGAGGAGGCGGCUGAGACGUCGGACGAAGACGAUUGGGCGCAGGUGAGGAUCUGUGAGAGGGCCCGUUUGUGUCUUCCGCAUCUGCAGCACCUCUGGCUGGAG
This is a messenger RNA of Gryllus bimaculatus (two-spotted cricket), 1053 nucleotides long. Lineage: Eukaryota; Metazoa; Arthropoda; Insecta; Orthoptera; Gryllidae. The record is from the annotation of a GenBank genome assembly.